Brugia malayi is the source of this 891-nucleotide messenger RNA. RefSeq names its product Cuticle collagen dpy-7 precursor, putative (gene Bma-dpy-7.2). The record is from RefSeq and is a predicted model, not a curated record. Bases 1 to 891 code for a protein of 296 amino acids. The transcript has 6 exons. NCBI's taxonomy places the organism in Eukaryota, Metazoa, Nematoda, Chromadorea, Rhabditida, Onchocercidae.
AUGCUUAUUGUUUUACCAUUUCUUUGCCUCAAAUUAGACUAUGCAUCCAAUCAAAUUAUGGAACGAAUGAACAAUUUUGGCGUAACAUCAAAAAAUUUGUGGCAUGAUAUCAUUUUGAUUAGAAGUAAUGGACGGAUUAAACGUCAAGGUUAUGGCGAAACAUCAAUAAUGAAUUCCGAUGAAACUGAAGGGCAAUGCGGUAGCUGUGUAGAGCUAAGAUGUCCACCAGGUACACCAGGUCCAUCAGGAUUGGAUGGAGAAGAUGGUACAAAUGGUGAACCUGGAAGACCUGGAAAACCUGGAUUAGAUGGAUUAGAUAUCCCGUUGGAACCGGAACCAAGUUCACCUUGCGUAAUUUGUCCAGCAGGACCACCAGGAAAUAGAGGACGACAAGGAGAACCAGGAAGACCCGGAAUACCUGGUGAGCCAGGUCAUCAUGGAAUACCUGGAAGACCAGGUAAAGGAGGUAGGGUAGGCGAUCCUGGACCACCUGGACCUCCUGGUGAGGAAGGUGAGCCUGGCAUUAAGGGUCCACCUGGUGAUGAUGCAAUCGGUGGAACAGGAAUCAAAGGUCCACCAGGAUCACAAGGACCUCGUGGACCCAAAGGUCCACCAGGACCAAAUGGAAUUCCAUCUAGCAAUUUUGGGCCACCAGGACCUCCUGGUGAAAUGGGACCAACCGGACCACCAGGUAAACGAGGUGAACCAGGACCUAAUGGACCAGUUGGACCACCUGGUGAACGUGGUGAACCUGGUGGACACUGCAAAUCAUCAUGUGGAAUUCAAGAAGUUGUAGCUCCAUCUAUUGUUGAAUUAGACAUUUAUGACCCAAAAAAAGACACAAAAGGAAAUUGGAAAACGGCUGGAACAAAUUAUAAACAUAAGCAGUAG